AUGUCUAGAAAGACUGCGGACUACGAUAGACCUUAUCCCCAAGUGGGACUAGGCAAACUGAUAGCGGUUGGACUCACAGCUAGCUUUUUGGGAGUUGCUGUAUAUGUGAUUCUAGCGUUUACAGGAACAAGCUCUGACGAAAAGAUCUCAAACUCGGAAGUAACUGGAUUGACGUUGGCGAGACUUAUCGGCAGAUCGGAGAAGGGGAAACUCAACUUGGUUAUGCAUUUUGGGCAGGAUGCAUUGCUUGGUGUUGUGAGAGCCUUCAUGGCUGCUCACGGGAUGAGAGGACCAUUCGUGGACUUCAUCCUAAUUGGAUUGAGGUUAUCGGUAGAUCACGCAUUGGAAAAUUAUGUUGAUUCAAGGGCGUUACCAUGGACGUGGCCUGUCUCGAAGCAGGUCAUAGGUAUACUGCACAAGGGAGUAUUUGCAUUUGCAACGGGAUAUAUAUGCGAUGUAUGGCUACAGUGA
Messenger RNA from Kwoniella mangroviensis CBS 8507, 471 nucleotides. RefSeq lists its product as uncharacterized. The transcript has 4 exons. NCBI's taxonomy places the organism in Eukaryota, Fungi, Basidiomycota, Tremellomycetes, Tremellales, Cryptococcaceae. The record is from RefSeq and is a predicted model, not a curated record. The coding region runs from base 1 to 471 and encodes 156 amino acids.